AUGGAUCUGGGGUUGUUCGAUUCUCUUGGGUUAAGCCCAGGAGAGGUAUGUUGGGUCAUUAAUGAAGGUUUAUGGAUUGGGGAAGGAGGAGAGAAAGAGGAAAAAGGAGGCUGCGCAGUGGUUCUCCCAAUCCUACAAAACCUUAAUAUGUACUAUCUCCCCUUCCUUUCUCCCCCACCCACCAUCCCUCUUCACCCUCCACUUCUUAUAUCCACAAUCCCAUCAUCCCCCCUCUAUUUUGAUGUAGUCCACCUCUUGUCUACGAUUGGUCCUCGAUGGUUCUCAAUCAUCGCCCUUCGCUCCUCAGUUCCACUGUUGCCGCUCUCGUCGCUCUUCCUCAAUGAGGAUGCGAUUACAAUGCAGUUUGCACUAGUUUCUUGGACUAUGCGCACUUCUAUGCUAGUGGCUUGCUCACCCCCAUUUUCUGUUCGAAUCUUUGCUACAUCUUAG
Messenger RNA from Prunus armeniaca (apricot), 450 nucleotides. Lineage: Eukaryota; Viridiplantae; Streptophyta; Magnoliopsida; Rosales; Rosaceae. The record is from the annotation of a GenBank genome assembly.